Molecule: messenger RNA, 1013 nt
Organism: Zychaea mexicana
Lineage: Eukaryota; Fungi; Mucoromycota; Mucoromycetes; Mucorales; Lichtheimiaceae
Exons: 3
Coding region: 390-710 (106 amino acids)
Source: RefSeq, a predicted model, not a curated record
UCUGGACCCAGGGGGGAAAGAGCUGGGUGGGGUCGAACACGGCAUAGAAUGACGGCCAUCCAAGGCAGUACUGAGAGGCUUUAUAAACAGGGAUACUGUAUACGGUAGAUUAUUCCCGAACCGUAAGCAGGUAGUUAGUUGACGUAUGGCUGUAGCUGUCCCUUUGUGUUCACACAUUGCAUUUAAGUUCUCUCGUUCAAGGUAGAAACUCAUUUAUUCCGUGCAUCCUCGUAAAAGAUAGAGAGGGGAGAGACCUUGUUAGCGGACAGCACUCAUCUUCUUUUAACCAACACCUUUCUUUGCUCGACGCAAUGUUUAAUCAAUGUCAAUUAUGCAAGAAGUGACGCUAAUACUAUGUAUUCUUAUUGCAUGGUAUCUCUCUAAAACAGAUGACGUCCUUUUUUCACGCGCAUGUGCGUCACUUGCUCUUUUUUCCCCACAUCGCACUAGUAAAUAUCAAAACGAAUCAGUUGGUACUGUACAUCUUUUAUAGUAUUGAAGUGUUUUCUUUUGACACUUCAUGGCAAUCACUGGAUUGUGCGAGGGUUGGCGAUUUUGGUGUUUCCAUUACUGGCAGCAUUUGUGUAGUAAUUAGUCUACACGCGGUGAAUACCUUCAGUUUUGACAUGCGACAUUGCAGCAACUUCUCUCAUUUUAGACAGUCGCUUGUACCUUAUAAAAAAAUCCAUGGUCUCAGGCCUGCGGUAUAAAUUUUAGUUACAGCCGUCGUCCGCUCUUUGUAACCCCACCUUUUCCAAUACUAUGAACUUGCAUCAUGUUCUUGAAUCUCACUAAGCUAAUCUAGAGCUAAUAUGCCGGUGACUGUUACAAAAACCGGGACCACUGUAUCAGCUACUUGAUCGCGCAUUACUGGACUCAGCGCAAUAUCCACCAUAUACAUGUGAUCAAACCACAGAAAUGCAUCUUUGUGCGGUCUCUCAGUGUGCAAAACUAGAUAUAACCUCGCAAUUAUAUACGAAGCAGAAUAUUGGUCCUCACAUCAUUCUGAUGCG